Molecule: messenger RNA, 709 nt
Organism: Dendronephthya gigantea
Lineage: Eukaryota; Metazoa; Cnidaria; Anthozoa; Malacalcyonacea; Nephtheidae
Product: mediator of RNA polymerase II transcription subunit 20-like
Exons: 5
Coding region: 79-684 (201 amino acids)
Biological process (GO): regulation of transcription by RNA polymerase II
Cellular component (GO): mediator complex
Molecular function (GO): transcription coactivator activity
Source: RefSeq, a predicted model, not a curated record
UUGAAACCUCAGCAAAAGAAUUAAUGUUGGUUUCAGGUUUCAGAAUUUUUACAAGAAGAAGACAAUUUGUACGAAGAAAUGGGUGUUACUUGUGUAUAUCCAUGGCCGUUAGCAAGUGGAAAAAAUGGACAACAAGUUGUUGAUAUAUUACAAAAGAAUGUUGAACUAGCUGGUGCACAAUGGUCAAAUAGUUGGUGUGUUGAUUGUGAGACAUACCAGUCUGCUGCUAGCAUGGGAAGCCCUCCAAAAAUUCUCCAUAUCAUCCACAACACAGAGUAUCCACUCUCUACAUUUGCAUGUCUGGAAAAUGGAUCAUGUCUUAUAGCAGACAGAGGGUUUGAUAAUGUCAUGUUAAAAAUAAAAGGAUGUUAUGAGCCUCGGAAAGGUGCCAAAAUUGAGGCAAAAGGUCAGAGGUAUGAACUAGGUGAUUUUGUCAUUAAAAUUGGCCAGGUUACUGUUGGAGUUAGUUUCAAAGGAAUUCUUAUUGAGGUUGAGUACCUUCCCUGCCUUGUUGCAUCACAGUGCUGGAGUUUACUUCAGGAAUUCCUUGAAGGAAUUACAGGAAUUGCAGUGGCAAUGCCUUCAUUACCAGCUAAAAAAAGUGAAAGUAAAUUCAAGCCUUCGGACACUAUAAUGCAAUAUCUCGAACAGUUUAAUAAAUGGAAAAAGACCAGUUCUACUUGACUGUAUCAAUGGACCCUAUCAAUGC